AUGGUAAGGUUAACUGCCGAAUACAUUGAAAAGAAGUGUUCUCAAAUACAAUUAAGCAAAUCUCUAAGCAAAAAAAUAAAAAAAGACCAAUUAUAUAAUAUAACUCAUUUACGUAUGAACAAUAUGUUUAUCAGCAGUAUCGGUAAUUGUGUUAAUUACAAAAAUCUUAAAGUAAUAUAUUUACAAAAUAAUAAUAUUGCGACGAUAGAAAAUUUACACUUUGCAUCGAACUUAACACAUCUAUAUCUUCAGCAUAACGUAAUAAAUAAAAUAGAGAAUUUAGAUUUUUUAGAAAAUUUACAUACGCUCUAUUUAGGAUAUAAUAAAAUACCGGUAGUAGAGGGUCUUGAACGUUUAAAAAAUUUAACUAUUUUACAAAUAGAAAAUCAAAAGCUACCUAUUGGAGAGUCAUUGUGUUUUGAUCCACGAAGUAUACUCACUUUAUCUAAAUGUUUGAAAGUACUUAACAUUUCGGGUAAUAAAAUAAUAUCCUUAAAAAGUAUUAGAGAAUUAAAUAAAUUAGAAGUUUUAGACGCUGAGGACAAUUUUAUCGAGGACAUAAACGAUCUAACAGAAAGCAUAAAUGUUUUGACUUCUUUAACAGACUUAUCUUUGCAAGGCAAUCCUGUAACUCAGUGUUAUAGAUACAAAGAAAAUAUUAUUGCCAAUAAUGAUACAAUAAAAACAAUUGAUCGAAAAACAGUGACGGAUGUAUGUAGAUGUUUCAUGAAAAGGUUUAAGAUAAAAAAGCAUCUUUACCAUACCAAAAAAUCAUUAAGCACCACAUUAGAUGAAGAUAUAGCAAGUUCAUUAAAUUUACCACCUGCAUUUAAAAAAUCAAUAUCCAGAGCAAUAUUUCAACAUCCUAAUCCGAAAUUUCCCGUCACGAUUUCGUCUGUAAUUGGUGAAACGCAUGUGUUUCCACCAUGGAAAAUAGCACCAGGCGCAAAUGCUUUAAGAAAUGGUCAUUUUGCCCCGAGACCAUUCUGGAGUAAUAUAAUUAGAACCAAACAACCUCGUAAUAUACGGUCUUUGUUAAGCACUAAAGCUAUUAAAUUACCACCUAUUUGA
Habropoda laboriosa is the source of this 1071-nucleotide messenger RNA. RefSeq names its product protein phosphatase 1 regulatory subunit 42-like. Bases 1 to 1071 code for a protein of 356 amino acids. The transcript has 6 exons. Gene Ontology annotation, molecular function: protein binding. The record is from RefSeq and is a predicted model, not a curated record. Lineage: Eukaryota; Metazoa; Arthropoda; Insecta; Hymenoptera; Apidae.